Molecule: messenger RNA, 959 nt
Organism: Gracilinanus agilis (Agile Gracile Mouse Opossum)
Lineage: Eukaryota; Metazoa; Chordata; Mammalia; Didelphimorphia; Didelphidae
Gene: ZCCHC24
Product: zinc finger CCHC-type containing 24
Exons: 4
Coding region: 1-768 (255 amino acids)
Molecular function (GO): zinc ion binding; nucleic acid binding
Source: RefSeq, a predicted model, not a curated record
AUGGAUGUGGACAUUGCCAUAGAAAUCACCAUUGCUAGCAACAACAGCAAUUCAAUUCAGAUUGGCAGAUAUUUAUUGAAUGUCUACUAUGUCAAAGAUUAUUAUGUAGAAAAUGCCUUACAAAGUAGAGAGACUAGAAGUAGAAUGACCAGUGAGGAGGCUAUUGCAACAGUCCUAUCAAGAUAUAAAGAGAAUCUGAACUAUGAUGGUGGUGGUGGAAAGAAGGGGACAGAUUUGAGGCAAUUGUUGAGACAGAAUUGGCAGGUCUUUGGUAAAUGGGUGUAUAUGGCCCUCAGCAGCAGCCUGUACAAGAGCGCAUCUCCCUAUGGCUCUCUCAACAACAUCGUGGAUGGGCUCAGCUCCCUUACCGAGCACUUCUCUGACUUGUCCCUCUCCUCUGAGGCCCGCAAGCCCAGCAAGAGGCCACCUCCUAAUUACCUUUGCCACCUCUGCUUCAACAAGGGGCACUACAUCAAAGAUUGCCCCCAGGCUCGCCCCAAAGGAGAGGGUCUGACCCCGUACCAGGGCAAGAAGCGUUGCUUUGGGGAAUACAAGUGCCCCAAGUGCAAGAGAAAAUGGAUGAGCGGGAACUCUUGGGCCAACAUGGGACAAGAAUGUAUCAAGUGUCACAUCAAUGUGUACCCUCACAAGCAGAGACCUUUGGAAAAACCAGAUGGCCUGGAUGUCUCAGAUCAAAGCAAAGAACACCCUCAGCACCUGUGUGAGAAGUGCAAAGUCUUGGGCUACUACUGCCGGCGAGUGCAAUAAAACCUCCCAGAGAUAGUGGGCCUUCCCCCCACCACUCAGCCCCUAGAGCUUCUGGUGGCAGGCACCAUGGGGCACCCUGUUCCUACCCGAUCUGCAAGAGUCAUGACACAAAUGCGACCUCUGGGAAGAAAAAAAAAAAAGACAUCACCCGUGAUCACCUUUCUAUAAAGGAAUAACAUGCCUUACAGUUA